CGCGCUCAUGUAUGGUUGGUUGUCAGUAUGAAGAGAGCCGUAGUCCCUCAUCGGCCGUGUUAAGGACACCACCUCAGGUCAAAGUCCUCGGGAUCAUCUACAGCCCCCCGCACUGCUUCCCACCUGUAUCCGGGCGGAGAUGAAGUGUCCACGGGUAGCCGCAGGGUCGCAUGGCCCGAUGCUGCUGCUGCUGGUGGUGGUCGCAGGUGUUUGCGUGGACAGCUAUAAACCAGUCAUCAUCGUGCAUGGCAUCUUUGAUGGACCACAGCAGUUCCAGAACCUGUCAAGGUUCAUAAAGAAGGUGCAUCCAGGCACUGAGGUCACAGUGAUUGACUUGUACGACGACCUGUUGAGUCUGCAGCCGCUGUGGAAGCAGGUCCCAGACUUCAGGCAGUCCUUCAACUCCAUCAUGAAAAAUGCUCCUGAUGGUGUCCAUCUUCUGUGCUUUUCACAAGGUGCUCCUGCCGUACACUUAAACAUUUAA
Pundamilia nyererei is the source of this 484-nucleotide messenger RNA. Its product is annotated as lysosomal thioesterase PPT2-A-like. Bases 140 to 484 code for a protein of 114 amino acids. The record is from RefSeq and is a predicted model, not a curated record. The transcript is spliced from 2 exons. Lineage: Eukaryota; Metazoa; Chordata; Actinopteri; Cichliformes; Cichlidae.